Messenger RNA from Strigops habroptila (Kakapo), 3850 nucleotides. It is a transcript of the gene DHX35, whose product is annotated as DEAH-box helicase 35. Gene Ontology annotation, molecular function: RNA binding. The record is from RefSeq and is a predicted model, not a curated record. NCBI's taxonomy places the organism in Eukaryota, Metazoa, Chordata, Aves, Psittaciformes, Psittacidae. The transcript is spliced from 22 exons. Gene Ontology annotation, cellular component: catalytic step 2 spliceosome; intracellular anatomical structure. Bases 39 to 2189 code for a protein of 716 amino acids.
CCCCGCCCCGCCGCGUCCGGUUGCCCUCUCACCCCAAGAUGGCGGCGUCCGUGGGACCCGUGAAGUUUUGGAAGCCGGGCACGGAAGGUCCUGGUGUCAGUAUCUCAGAGGAGAGACAGAGUCCUGCUGAGAGCAGUGGCGUAACUGUCAUCUAUAAUCCUUAUGCUUCCCUUUCUGUUGAGCAACAAAGACAAAAGCUGCCAAUUUUUAAGCUAAGAAAUCACAUCCUUUAUCUAGUGGAGAACUAUCAAACUCUGGUGCUUGUUGGGGAAACAGGUUGUGGGAAAUCAACCCAGAUUCCACAAUACCUAGCAGAAGCUGGCUGGACAGCCGAAGGAAGAGUUGUUGGAGUGACACAGCCUCGUCGGGUUGCUGCUGUUUCAAUUGCAGGCAGAGUUGCUGAUGAAAGAGGUGCAGUGCUGGGGCAUGAAGUUGGAUAUUGUAUUCGGUUUGAUGACUGCACGGAUCCACAGGCUACAAGAAUUAAGUUUCUAACUGAUGGUAUGCUGGUGAGGGAGAUGAUGGCUGAUCCUUUAUUAACAAGAUACAGUGCCAUCAUGCUGGAUGAAGCCCAUGAAAGGACUCUUUAUACAGAUAUUGCCAUUGGCUUACUAAGAAAGGUUCAGAAGAAGCGUGGGGAUCUUCGACUGAUUGUGUCUUCAGCCACCUUGGAUGCAGAGAAAUUCAGGAAUUUCUUUAAUCAAAACAGUACCGGUGACCCCAGCAAAGAUACCAGUGUGAUCCUUACUGUGGAGGGGAGAACGUUUCCAGUGGACAUCUUUUACAUACAGAGUCCCGUUCCAGACUAUAUAAAAUCAACUGUGGAAACUGCAAUGAAAAUUCACCAGACGGAGAAUGAUGGUGAUAUACUGGCAUUUUUAACUGGCCAGGAGGAAGUGGAGACUGUUGUUUCUAUGCUCAUAGAACAGGCUCGGGCGCUCUCUCGCACUGGAAUGAAAAAACACCUCCGUGUUCUUCCCAUGUAUGCUGGGCUACCUUCUCCUGAGCAGAUGAAAGUGUUUGAGAGGGUUUCUCGCAAUGUCAGGAAGGUGAUAGUUGCCACCAACGUUGCAGAGACCUCCAUCACAGUUCACGGAAUCGUAUUUGUAAUUGAUUGUGGGUUUGUGAAGCUUCGUGCCUAUAACCCCAAAACAGCCAUUGAAUGUCUUGUGGUGGUUCCAGUGUCUAAAGCUUCAGCUAAUCAGAGAGCAGGACGUGCAGGACGGAACCGCUCUGGUAAAUGUUACAGGCUUUAUACAGAGGAGGACUUUGAAAAGUUGCCCAAGUCCACUGUUCCCGAGAUGCAGCGCAGUAACCUUGCACCUGUCAUCUUGCAGCUGAAGGCUUUGGGAAUCGACAAUGUGCUCAGGUUCCCCUUUCUUUCGCCACCUCCUGCCCAGUCAAUGGUGCAAGCUUUGGAAUUGCUGUAUGCUUUAGGAGGUUUGGAUAUGCACUGCCGUUUAACAGAGCCUCUUGGAAUGAGAAUAGCAGAGUUUCCUUUGAAUCCUAUGUUUGCAAAGAUGCUUCUGGAAUCAGGAAAUUUUGGCUGCUCCCAGGAGAUUUUGACAAUUGCUGCCAUGAUGCAGAUUCAGAACAUCUUUGUGAUUCCUCCAAAUCAAAAAGCUCAGGCUGCCAGGCAUCACAGAAAGUUUGCUGUGGAAGAAGGUGAUCAUCUCACUAUGCUUAAUGUGUAUGAAGCCUUUGUCAAACACAGCAAGAGCUCUCAGUGGUGUCAGGAGCACUUUCUGAACUACAAAGGGCUUGUAAGAGCUUCUGUUGUAAGAGAGCAGCUGAAAAAGCUUCUUGUCCGCUUUAAAGUGCCAAAGAAGUCCAGUGAAGUUUUCUUUUCAGGUGAUCCAGAUCCUGUUUUGAGAUGCAUAGUUUCUGGGUUCUUUGCCAACGCAGCUAAAUUCCACUCUACUGGAGCUUACAGGACUAUACGUGAUGACCACGAACUUCAUAUCCACCCCACUUCAGUGUUGUAUGCAGAGAAACCUCCACGCUGGGUGGUCUACAAUGAAGUCAUACAGACUGCGAAGUACUACAUGAGAGAUGUGACUGCUGUCGAAUCUGCGUGGCUCUUGGAACUGGCACCUCAUUUUUACCAGCAAGUAACGUUACGGGAUCAGAAUAAAGCCCAAACGCAUCUUUCCUUGACAGCAAAACGCGUUAAAGUAGGAGACCAGUGAUUUGACAUGACUUAAGUCUUGUGUCAUCAGAUGCAGAGCCUACCAGUGAUUUGAAGCUGGCUACAGUCCCGUCAGCAGUCAGUUCAUUAGCAAUUUGAUCUUCCAUCAACUUAAAUGUUUAAAUGCCUGCCGGGAUCUGUAGGGGUUUAUGCAUGACCAGUACAUUGUAAACCUAUGUAGAGCUUGCAUUGUGGACAUUUUAUUCUUUGCCUACUUGACCACCGUUGUUAAUCUGGGCAUGUUGCUCCUUCUAAAUAGGUAGAAAUUUUAAAAAGUAAGAGGACAUACAAGACCACAACAACCUGAAACCUUCAAGAAGGAAACUGAUUUCCUAGAGUGGUACGGCUGCCUUAUGAGAUACGGAACAGGGUACCCUGCCUCCUAUUACCUAGAGCACUGUGACUACUACCGGCCAAACUGAGCCUGACUCCUGAGAGCAGGAGCUCAGGGCAAUGAACUAGCCCUUGAAAUACAAGGUGCUGCCAUCAAAGCGUUGAUUCCAUAUUGGACCAUUCCAAACUGGUGCAGCAAAAGUCUCCUGCCUGUGGUCAGGCUGCCCCUGGCUCCCUGUGCUGUGACAGUCCUUCUGUAGGACAAUGUCUUGUUUCCAUACACGAGAGUUGCUGUUUGGGGAGAGGGAGGAGGAGCAGCUCAGUAUUUCUUUUGAAAGGAUACAUUUUUUGCUCAAUCAGGGGACUACACAUGUGCACCACAUGUGUGGUGCUUUGCUUUUUCUUUUUAAUUAUUUUUUCUGAACAAGUGAGAAUAUGGAGCUUCACUGCUUGGAAAUCCGAGAAGAUUUCAGCAGGAGUUUAUCAUGCAACACUUUUUUUUAGCAAAGAAGAAAAUGCUCUGUUGUUUCCUCUGAGGAACACAAUCCUUUAUAUUUCUUUUAGCAAGAGUCUGUUCUUUGUUGCUUGGGACUCUCCUUCAUGUGUUAUUGAAGAGAAAGAUGUUCUGAACAGUUGCUGCUUUAGUCAGACUCCAUGGCUACUUUGCAGUAAGGAACUGCACAUUUUGGAUACAUGUAUUUAUUGUUCUUUUCAACCCUAUUGGUAUUUAUUUUAGAAAGACAUUGUUUGAAAAUGUUAUUUCUGUGAGGCAGCUGAUGUGAUGGAUGGGUUUGGGCAUGUCAACUAGAAUUUUUUCUUUUUUAAAAAAAGAGUGUAAAUAGGCAAAAAUUUCUACAUAGAACAAAUGCCUUCCUCAUCACAGGGCUGCCUUGGAAACUUUCUUGAGGGCUUCUUUACCCUCUCCCUUCCAAACACCUGCAGAGAGAUGAUGUUGUGUCAUGUGCAAUGUGAGGUCUGUUCAGUGUCUGUGUACUGACUGCCAGCACAAAAAGUUGUACCAGUCUCCAUGUAUGGCACCAGCAGCAUGACAAACCACAUCACCUUCCUUCUUGUUUCCCUGUGAACCUCACCUUUGGGUUUCUCUCUCUUAGAGUGGAAGCUGUUUGGGGCAGGGACUCUCCUAGCCAGAGCCCAGAGCCGUGUUGAUACUUACUAUAAAGAUUCAAUUUGCAGGGGUUUUUUUUUCCUCUCAAAGGAUGGGGGAAAGAACUGAAGAUGAAGAUGUGUAAAAUGUGUGUGUCUCUGUCCUCUGGAAGUAUUCUGAAGAAAAAUAAAACCAUUGAAUCAAGGAAGCUUGAUAAUGCAUCA